Messenger RNA from Eubalaena glacialis (North Atlantic right whale), 921 nucleotides. It is a transcript of the gene NANOS1, whose product is annotated as nanos C2HC-type zinc finger 1. The coding region runs from base 1 to 870 and encodes 289 amino acids. Gene Ontology annotation, molecular function: mRNA binding; zinc ion binding. The record is from RefSeq and is a predicted model, not a curated record. Lineage: Eukaryota; Metazoa; Chordata; Mammalia; Artiodactyla; Balaenidae. Gene Ontology annotation, biological process: oogenesis; negative regulation of translation. Gene Ontology annotation, cellular component: perinuclear region of cytoplasm. The transcript has a single exon.
AUGGAGGCUUUCCCCUGGGCGCCCCGCUCGCCCCGCCGCGGCCGUGCCCCCCCGCCCAUGGCGCUCGUGCCCAGCGCCCGCUACGUGAGCUCCCAGCGCCCGGUGCACCCGCAGCCCUUCAGCUCGUGGAACGACUACCUGGGGCUCGCCACGCUCAUCACCAAGGCGGUGGACGGCGAGCCGCGCUUCGGCUGCGCCCGCGGCGGGGACGGCGGCGGCGACGGCUCCCCGCCCUCCUCUUCUUCCUCGUCGUGCUGCUCCCCCCACGCUGGGGCCGGGCCCGGGACACUGGGGCCCACGCUGGGGCCGCCCGACUACGACGACGACGACGACGACAGCGACGAGCUGGGAUCCCGGGGCCGCUACCUGGGGGGCGCGCUGGAGCUGCGCACGCUGGAGCUGUGCGCGGACCCCGCCGAGGCCGGGCUGCUGGAGGAGCGUUUCGCCGAGCUGAGCCCGUUCGCUGGUCGCGCCGCCGCCGUGCUGCUGGGCUGCGCGCCCGCCGCUGCUGCCACCGCCGAAGUGGCGCCGCGCGAGGAGCGGGCCGCGGCGUGGGCGGCUGAGCCCAGGCUGCACGCCGCCUCCGGGGCGGCCGCCGCCCGGCUGCUCAAGCCCGAGCUGCAGGUGUGCGUGUUCUGCCGGAACAACAAGGAGGCGGUGGCGCUCUACACCACCCACAUCCUGAAGGGACCCGACGGGCGAGUGCUGUGCCCCGUGCUGCGCCGCUACACGUGCCCCCUGUGCGGCGCCAGCGGCGACAACGCACACACCAUCAAGUACUGCCCGCUCUCCAAAGUGCCGCCGCCGCCCGCCGCCCGCCCGCCGCCGCGCAGCGCCAGGGACGGCCUGCCCGGCAAGAAGCUGCGUUGAGGACCCGGGCUCCGGUCUGCUGUUGCCACCUGACGCCACCAGGGUCGCCGC